Calidris pugnax (ruff) is the source of this 1872-nucleotide messenger RNA. RefSeq names its product nodal homolog. Gene Ontology annotation, biological process: BMP signaling pathway; SMAD protein signal transduction. The record is from RefSeq and is a predicted model, not a curated record. Gene Ontology annotation, cellular component: extracellular region. NCBI's taxonomy places the organism in Eukaryota, Metazoa, Chordata, Aves, Charadriiformes, Scolopacidae. The transcript is spliced from 3 exons. Gene Ontology annotation, molecular function: cytokine activity; growth factor activity; type I activin receptor binding. Bases 115 to 1011 code for a protein of 298 amino acids.
CUGCAGCUCCUCCGCGCCCCCCCCGCCCCGCUCCGCGCCGCCGCCGCCGCCGCCUUCAGCCUCUCCCCGCACGGCUCCCUGCAGAACGGCUCCCGCUGGGCGCUCUCCUUCGACAUGUCCUCCCUCUCCAGCAGCCAGGAGGUGAGUCUGGCCCAGCUCCGCGUCCGCCUGCCCGGCCUCUCUCCAUCCCACCUGGACAUCUACCACAGCCGGCGGCAGAGGUGCCGGGGCGGCGGGGCCUGCGCCCACCAGCUCUUCCUGGGCACCGUGGCCGGUAGCCCCUCUUCCACCCAGGCCUCCUGGAAAGUCUUUGAGGUCACCAGCCUGCUCCGGUCCUGGCUCCAUCAAGCCGUGGGCCCCCAACACCACGGUCCCACGGGAAGGGAGCAGUGGGAGGGAAGUGGGGCGGCCACCCCGGCCACCACAACGAUGCACUUGCCCACCUCAAGUGACACCGGCCACGGGGAGCCAGCCCUGCCCCAGGACGUGACGGACGGAGUCCUGCUGCUCGUCUUCUCCAGGGACAAGUCUCCAGGAGACCACAGCCUCAUCAGGACGGCCGAGACCUCCAAGCACGUCGUGCGGGACAGCGGCUCCCCGGGCGCGGGGACGCGCCGGCACCGCAGGAACAGGAAGGAGAAGCAAAGGAUCAAGGCGAGCGAGGCCGUCGCUGCUGCCCCCCCCGGGGAGGAGAGCAGGUCCCUCUGCAGGAGGGUGGACAUGAUGGUGGACUUCGAGCAGACCGGCUGGGGCAGCUGGAUCGUCUACCCCAAGAAGUACAACGCCUACCGGUGUGAAGGGAGGUGUCCUUCACCCGUGGAUGAGACCUUCAAGCCCACCAACCACGCUUACAUCCAGAGUUUGCUGCAGCUCUACAAGCCCAACCAGGUGCCCUGCCCCUCCUGCUCCCCGGUCAGGAUGAGUCCCCUCUCCAUGCUCUACUACGAGAAGGGAGAGAUCGUCGUCCGCCACCACGAGGACAUGAUCAUCGAGGAGUGUGGCUGCAACUGAGGCCGGCUCAUCCCCCGCCAGGAAGGGGCACAUCUCUGCCCCAAAAAGUGUCCCCGUGGGCUGCCCAGCACACACACCGGGGCAUCGCUGAGCCCCCACUGCCUCCCAAUCCCGCCUGCCCGUGGGUGGGUGAAGCCCUGGCUGUGCCAGGGGAGGAGGAGUGGGGUGUCCCACGGCGCAGGGAUGGACGCGGGCUGCGUGCGGGGAACCCAUCAGAGCCCUGGCAGCAGCAGCAGCAGCAGCAGCAGCAGCGGGGCGGUGGGUGCCGAGGGCUGGUGCUGCUCCGCAGAGACAGGAGCCAGGACGCAAGGGCUGGAGCCACCAUAGCAUCGCUCCCUGCCACCACACACUCCCCCAGAGGAGCUUUUAAUUCUCCCCUGGGCCUCUCUUAAGACUGCUAUUAUAUCUCUAUUAAAACUCUAUCAGAUUUCUAUUACAAUCAAGGCGAGUUAACGUGUUAGCCCGGUGUCCAGACGGCAGAGCCACGUGGGCAGCAGCAGGCAGGGGUUCAUCUCAGCCUGAUCCUGCCCUGAAAAACCCAAUCUGAGCCCGGCCCCGGGGGUGACGGAGCCAGGAGGAGCUGGCUGGCAGCAGGCAGGGAGGCAGCAACCUCCAUCACCCACACUCCUCACCCAGGGAGUGAUGCAAAAGAUGGAUCUGGGGCUCCCGCAUCCCUCCCCAAAGCAGCAUCCGUUCACCAGGAGCCCAAGAGGGUUUGCACGGGUAAUAAUGAGGUGUCCUUGGCAAUAAGGCAGCCCCACGGUGGGUCUGAGCCCCCCCAGCCCUCCCACCUGCCCCGAACACCUCGGCUCACACACUGCUUUCCUCUGUAAAACCACGGCUUUGCUCAAAGCUUUUCCA